Messenger RNA from Closterium sp. Naga37s-1, 5760 nucleotides. The record is from the annotation of a GenBank genome assembly. Lineage: Eukaryota; Viridiplantae; Streptophyta; Zygnematophyceae; Desmidiales; Closteriaceae.
AUGCCUCGUCCGCACCACCAUUCCUCCCACAGCAGCGGCAGCUUAGCCGCCUCUUCUCUCGCUGGCGGAACCUCUUCCAAUAGCAGCUCCCCUUACUUAGGCGGAAGCGGAGGCAAUUCCGCCCUAGGCGGGCGGCGGAGCAGCAGCAACGACUUGCUAGUAGCGGCGCCGUCGGUCUCCUCCUCUUCUCUUUCCACUGGUCCCGUUUCCCCUCACCAAUUCCUCCCCCCGCAUCUCGCGGCAAUGCAGCGCCGUCGCAACCAGUCGUAUUCCCCUUCUUCUUCCCCCGGCCCUCCGUCAACCGUCCGCGCAAUGGGGACCCCUCCGCCAGCGCCUCUUUUAGGAGAGGCGGCGGAUAUGUCUGCGCGAAGCAGCAGCGCCUUAGGCGGCGGUAGUAGUGAUAUCGCUGACAGCGGAGGUACUCGUGGGGGAGGCGGAGGCGGAAGCGGAAUCGGAAGCGGCGGAGGCCGGGUUCCGGUGUUCACGCGCUCGCUGUCCACCAACUCCCCGACGUUGUCGCCCGUCCACCCCUCGUACUCCGCCGGAAAUCCCGCUCCCAGUUACCCCCCUCCUUCCUCCACCGUUUCCCCGCCUUUACCCGCGGCUCCUUCCGCCAAUGCUCCGCCGUCUGGCGCGCUCCCUGGGCCCGCGCUCCCCCCGCUGUCGUCGUCACACGCGAGCAUGUUUGUGGGGCAAUCGCGCGCCAUGAUGAUGCUGCUGGACCGUUGGACGGGCCGCGUCGUACAGGCGAGCGGGUCGGCGGUGGCAGCGGUGGGCCUGAGCCGUGAGCAGCUGGCGGACGUGUCGCUGCUGGAUGUGGCGCAGGGCGUGCGCAUGGCGCAGUGGCGCUCCGCCGUCGCGGACGUGUUCGCGGGGGGCGAGGGGGCCACCGCUGUGCUGCGCUGCCCUUGCCUUUCUCAACCAAUCCGUCCUGCUGCUAUCAAUGCUGUGACAGGUCCAGGCAAGACCACAGGUGACAGGUCCGCUGGUUCAAGUGCAUGCAUGCAUGCAUGCAUCUGCAAGUACACUACCUCAACCAAUCCCCGAUUUCCUGCUCGUGCCGUCCCUUCCGCUCCCCACCCGCUCUACAGCUUCUCCCUGCCGGAGUCCCUGAGGGGAAAUCUAGCGGGCUACAGUGUGGACCUCACGCUACAGCCCUGCCGCCCUGUGCCCGACCCAAGAGCUGUCGUCGGCACACUCGCACUCGUCCGCUCCUUCCCUGCUGGCAGUGCUGCUGCUGCUGCCGGUGCUGGUGGUGGGUCUGGGGCUGGUGCUGGUGCUCGCCUUCCUGUGCCUUCAUCUGCCGCUCGCGCCGGUGGCAGCAGCAUGGGUGGAGGUGGUCCCGGUCCCCUGCCGUGUUCUGUCAGUGUGGACACUGCUGCUUCUCUUGCUGCCAUAGCGAACCGCCACGCCGCCGGCACCAUCCCGACCAGCAUCAGCGCCACAUCAGACGAUAAUGAGGACGGCGACGCCAUUUCUUCCUCCUCUGCUUCUGCUGCCGCCGCUGCUGCUGAUGGUGGUGGUGGUGGUGCUUCGGUGGGUGGGUCAAAGAAGCUCAUGCGGAAAUUCGCCUCGCUGCUCUCCGCAGGAGGGAAGGCCCCGUCUCGCCUAGCCUCGUCCCCAGGCUCGGAUAGCGGAGGCUCGGCGCCGCUGUCGCUUGUGAUCUCCGACCCUACCUCGUUUGACAGUGGUCCGGAUAGUGGGGGCAGCAGCAAGGGAGGGGACAGUGAGGCUGGGGGUGCUGCUGCUGCUGCUGGGGGUGGGGGAGGAGGAGGGAAAGAAGGAGGGAAAGAAGGAGGAGGGUGGUGGGAGCGGCAUGGGUUCGAAGUGCAGACACCCGGAAGGCGGUUGAUUCGGCGGUGGGGGUCAGUGGGAGGCUUUGGGGAGAAGGGAGGAUCGUCAGGAAGGGACGCCUCAACCCCCUCCUCCUCCUCACACUACUCUAUCUUCUCCAAUCGCCCUCCUCCAGGGGAGAAGCAGAGGGGCGGAGGUGCGGGAGGAGUGGGAGGAGUAGGAGGAGUAGGAGGAGAAGGAGGGGGAGCAUCUCCUGUACACGCACCUCUCCCUGUCCCUGCCCCUGCCCCUGUCCCCGCGCCCGUCCCUGCUCCUAUUCCUGUACCUCUCCCUGUGCCUGCCCCUGCUGGUGUCCCCAUGCCUGCACCUGUCCCCGCUGUUCCUGCUCCUGCUGCUGGGGGGCUGUUCCCUAGGCGCCGCCGCUCUCACUCCAGAGGAGCGUCCCUCUCUGAUUCUGAGGGGUCUCGCCUCAUGCAGGUGUCGUUUGGGCCUGGGUAUGACAAGGGGGGGGGUGCAGGGGGAGGGGGAGCGGGAGGGGGAGCAGGAGGGGGCGUAGAUUGGAGAGCAACAGCAGCUGCAGCAGUUGCUGCUGUUGAAAGUGCUGCUAGCAGCAAAUGGCAGGAGGAGGAAGGUGAUGGUUCCCCUGUACGUAGCAAGAGUCAGGGUGCGAGUGGGAUGGCAGCAGGAGGAGUAGGGGCAAGAGCAGGGGUAGCAGUAGUAGGAAGAGACGACUCGCCUGUACGCCUGAGUCUCCCUCCUUCCUUCGUCAGGCGCAGCAGCAGCACAGGCAGCACGUCAGCGCCACCUCUUUCGCUCCCCCACGGCCCCCCUGCUCUCCCCCACGGCCCCCCUUCCCUGAAGAACUCGCUGAGCCUUGUUAUCCCCACAGAGGGGGAUGAUGAAUCGGGCGGGGGAGGAGAGGACGAGGGGAGCGACUUGGGGGAGAGUGUUGGAGAGGCUGGGGAUGGAGGGGACGGGACGCCGGGGGGGGAGUAUGGGUCGGAAGGAGGUGGGGGGGGGGGUGCAAGAGGAUUGGGCUUCAAGCCUCCGUUAGCGGUGGGAGGUAUGGGCGGGACAGGCGCGGGAGCAGCAGCGGGUGUGGGUAUGGGGGUUGUUGGAGGAGGUGUGGGAGGAGGUGUGGGGGAGCGGUCAGGGAGGCCUGCAAGGAGGCGGUUCAUGGAGGUGCAGACGCCAGGGCGGGCCAUGUGGCGGUCGUCUAGCUUCAAGAGCGGGCGCGACAGGGAGAAGGACGAAGCCGCACUGACAUCCUUGGCUCUGGCGGAACAGGGGGAGGGGGAGGUGGUGACGGCGGGGGAUCUGAUUCAUGGGACGUCUGCGCCUAGCAGUCCCAGGGCCACCAGCAAGGUGGUGAGUCUGGCGGGGGGCCAAGUGUGGGGCGCUGCUGUGGCUGUGGGCAGGAGCAGCAGCAGUGGCGGGGAGGGGACUGGCACGAGUAGCAGCGGCAGCAGUGCUGGUGGUGCUGGUGGUGGUGGUGGUGCUGCUGCUGCUGGUGGUGGUUUUGGUGAUGCUGGUGUCAGGCUGAAAGGAGUUCGAGGGUCCGACAAGGAGCGAGCGCGGCGAGGGAAGAAGGGAGGGCUUGCGGAGGAAUGGGCCGAUCUGGGAGGAGGAGGAGGCGGAGGAGGAGGUUUGAAGGGAUUGGGGAGCAAAGGGGUAGGCGGAGCGCGGUGGCUGGCCCCUAUGAACGCACUCUUUUCCAACAAGAGCAGCAGCAGCGAGAGCAGCAAGGGGGCAGGAGGGUUCCCCGGGAUGCCCAAGCCAAAGAAGCUGAUCAAGGGCAACUGGGACAUGUGGGUGUGCGAGGGGUGGGACAGCAUUGCUGCUGGAGACAUUGAUCUUUCCCAGCCUCCAGGGGCAGCAGGGCCAGGCGGAGCAGCAGCAGCAGCAGGAGGGGGAGGAGGAGGAGACGGGGGUGGUGGACUUGGACCAACAGCAGGGGGGGGAGCAGGGGGAGCAGGGGGAGCAGGGGGAGGGGGAGAGGGCAAGAAGCACAGUUUCGCGGCGUUUGUGCCGCGGCUGCACGUGUCUGGAGGGUUGGAUGAGCCGAUGGAUUAUGCGGCAAUGAACCUGCGUGCUGCUCUUGAUGGGGACGCGGGUGAUGGUGAAGGAAGGGCAGGCGAGGGGAAGAAUGGUGAGGUGAAGGUGGCGGAGAGCAGGAGCAGCGAGGGGAGUAAGGUUGCAGGGGAGGGGGCAGGAGAGGGAGUGAGGGAGGGCGACGGGGAGGGGAGUGGUGGGAAGGGCAGGGAGGGCAGGGAGGGCAGGGAGGGCAGGGAGGGCAAGGAAGGCAGGGGGGACAAGGAGGGGGUGACGGGGAUUGAGAAGCUGGAGCCUCGGAGAAUGCUGAUGCGCCUACGGUCGGGCAGGCGGAGUGGUUCCCGGGGAGACCUGGACUUUGGUGCUCUGGGUAGAUCAACCGGGGCAGGGGGGUUGGGGGCAGGAGGAUUGGGCCCAGGGGGAUUGGGCGGUGGAACGGUGGGGCCAGGAGGGGUGUCCGGAGGAGGAGGGGGAGGAGGGCGCGGGGGAAUGGGAGAAGCAGGUGGGGCUGGGGAGGGAACGAAUGAGGAGAGUGGCAAGGGCAGUGGAAACAGUGUGUCUGGGGGAGAUGGUGUGGGAGAGACAGGUGAGAGCCAUCCAGACGCUGUUGGUGCUGCCAGUGGUUUCGCUGGUGCUGCUGUUGCUGCUGGUACUGCUGGUACCGCUGGUGCUGCUGGUGCAGGUGAGCGUGGGCUAGCGAAGGGAGCAGACGAGGGAGAGAGGGACAACGAUACCGCUGGCAAGGUGGUGGUGGUGGCGGAGAGGCCUGAUCCGCGGAGGAUGCUGAUGAAGCUGCGGUCUGGGCGGCGGGAGGAUCUGGCUGAUAGCGCUGUGACACGCGUGGGAAGUGAGGAGGGCGGGGUGCGGGGAGGCACGGGUGAUGAGGCAGGGAAGGGAGGGAGGGGAGGUGAGAAUGGGCUGUUUGGAGGGAGUGAUGAGGGGAAGGAAGAGGGGGAGCGGAAGGGGUCUGCUGAUGUAGGAGGUGCCGAGGCAGCAGCAGCUGCAGCAGCAGGAGGAGGAGGAGGAGUAGGAGUAGGAGUGGCACCACCAGCAGCAGUGCCGGCAGCAGCAGCGAGGCCUGUACGCGGACCGAUGUUAAUGAAAAUGAAGUCUGGGAGGAGGGAAGACAUCUGGGAUGGGCGGGACGCUGAGGCAGCGAAGGAUAAGGAGAGGGAGAGGGGUGAGGAGGGAGAUGGGAAGGCGGCGAGUGGUGCACCGAUGGAGGGGAGGUUGGUAGAUAUGGGGGGGGAAGGCAGAGGUGAGAAUGCAAGGAAUGAGAGGGGCGAAGCAGGCUUGGUUGUGGGGAGCGACGAGAAUGCUGAUGCAACCGCGGUGGUGCUUGCUGUGGGGAGGGGGGAGGCGGAUGAAGCGAGCCAGCUGGCAGAGGAAAAGGCAAAGGUAAAGGCAGAGGCAGAACGAGAGGCAGAGGAUAAGAGGGUGCAAGAGCAAGCGAGGGAGGAGGCGGUUAGGCGAGAGCUGCAGCAAUUGGAAGAGGAAAUGGCAGCACUAGAGCGCAUGCUGGGUGGUCUGAGGAGUGUGCAGGAGCAGACGAAUGCCCUGGAGAAGGAGGGCACGCAUGGGGAUCAGGAGGAGGAGGAGGAGAAGGAGGAGAAGGGAGCGGGGAGCAGUGAGGAGAAGGAAGGGAAGGACAAGGAGAAGGAAGGGAACGAGGAGAAUGGUGGUGGGGGGAGUGAGGAGGAGGAUGGUAAAAGCCCUUCUCUAUCCCAGGCUCCCAACUUUCCCACUCCUCCUCAUCCCUUCACCCCCCCUUCCUCCCCCUCCCCCCUCCCCCUCCCCCUCCCACCCCCCGCGCUCUCCUCCCCUUGCUCCUGUGUGUCCAUCUGGUUACCCAGCGCUCAGCUUGCCACUGCUCGACUCGAAUCCCCAUUCCGCCAUCUUUGUAUCCACUCUUGA